Molecule: messenger RNA, 4411 nt
Organism: Telopea speciosissima
Lineage: Eukaryota; Viridiplantae; Streptophyta; Magnoliopsida; Proteales; Proteaceae
Product: myosin-2-like
Exons: 24
Coding region: 204-3908 (1234 amino acids)
Biological process (GO): vesicle transport along actin filament; actin filament organization
Cellular component (GO): myosin complex; actin cytoskeleton; vesicle
Molecular function (GO): ATP binding; actin filament binding; microfilament motor activity
Source: RefSeq, a predicted model, not a curated record
AAUGAUUUGCAAUUCGUGCUGAGGGUACUCUCUGUAAGAAAUUUAGGGUCUUUUGGACGAAGUUUUUGAAAUUCAGUGAUCGAAUUGUCAAGCGAGGCUUCAAAAAACGAAUUCUGGGUGACGUUGGAAAUUCGCGGAUGCUUUUCUCUGAGGAAUUCUCUUCGUAGGACGAUUUGAGAUCCGUUAUAAGAGGUUUCGGAAUCAUGUUGUCCGCAGUAUCGCCUUCGACCGCUGCUCGUAGUUCGCUGGAGGAAAUGCUGGAGUCUCUCCGGCGAAGGGAUGAGCGGCCCAAGGACAUACCCCCAGCAUUGCCCACUCGCCCCACCUCUAGAGCUCGGCUUCCCACAGCAAGAAGGUCGUUACCUCUUAACUUUAAAGUUGGUGAUUCUGCUAAUGAGUGCCUGCCUAAUGUUUCCAAAGAGAAGGAAGAGAAGGGGAGAGAUCGGGGUCUUCGCAGGGGAGACAGAAUAUCAGCUUCCAGACGAGUCAGUUUUGGGAGCAAAAAGAUGAAAGUUGACCGGCCUUCAGAAUCGCCCUAUGCUAAGAAGUCAGGUGAUGAGGAGAAUUAUGGUGAAGUGAUAGCUGAAACUGGUUCUAAUAACGCAGCUGCAUCAUCGACCUUGCCACAAUCAUCUGAGGAACCUGAGUGGGGGGACAAUAUUAGCUAUUUUCUGAAGAAGAAACUUCGGGUAUGGUGUCGGCUCUCAAAUGGCCAAUGGGAAUCAGGAACGAUUCGAUCAACUUCUGAAGAGGAUGCUGUUGUUUCACUUUCAAAUAGGAGUGUUGUGACGGUGCCCAUGGGAGAUCUCCUACCUGCGAACCCUGAUAUCCUUGAGGGUGUAGAUGAUCUUAUACAGCUCAGUUACUUGAAUGAGCCAUCGGUCCUUCACAAUCUUCGAUACAGAUAUUCUCAAGACAAGAUUUAUAGCAAAGCGGGACCUGUUAUGGUUGCCAUCAACCCCUUUAAAAAUGUCCAACUUUACAGAAAUGAUUUUGUCACAGCUUAUAGGGAGAAACUUACUGACAGUCCUCAUGUCUAUGCUAUAGCUGAUACUGCGUUCAAUGAGAUGAUGAGAGAAGAAAUAAACCAAUCUAUCAUCAUAAGUGGGGAAAGUGGAGCUGGAAAGACUGAAACAGCUAAAGUUGCGAUGCAAUAUUUGGCUACACUUGGAGGUGGCAGUGGAAUAGAGUAUGAAAUUCUUCAGACGAAUUGCAUAUUGGAAGCAUUUGGCAAUGCAAAAACAUCCAGGAAUAACAACUCUAGUCGAUUUGGGAAGCUGAUCGAAAUUCAUUUUAGUAGAACAGGGAAAAUUUGUGGUGCUAAGAUUCAAACUUUUCUGCUUGAGAAGUCUAGAGUGGUUCAGCUAGCUGAGGGAGAAAGAUCAUACCAUAUCUUCUAUCAACUUUGUGCUGGUGCUCCACCAUUUCUAAAAGAACGGUUGAACCUUAAAUUGGCAAGUGAGUAUGAGUAUCUUAAGCAGAGUAAUUGCUUGACAAUUGAUGAUAUUGACGAUGUCCAGAAGUUUCAUAUUCUAAUGGAAGCAUUACAUAUUGUUCAACUUGGCAAAGAAGAUCAAGAGAAUAUAUUUGCAAUGCUUGCUGCAGUUCUAUGGCUCGGAAACAUUUCCUUUCAAAUAAUUGAUAAUGAAAAUCAUGUCGAUGUAGUGGUAGAUGAAGCUGUGUCCAGUGCUGCCAAAUUGAUGGGUUGCAAGGACCAGGACCUGAUUUUAGCUUUAUCUACUCAUAAAAUUCGAGCUGGCAAUGAUGAUAUUGUGCAAAAGUUAACACUACAGCAGGCCAUUGAUACAAGGGAUGCAUUGGCAAAAUCCAUCUAUGCAAGCUUGUUUGACUGGCUUCUUGAAGAAAUCAAUAAGUCUCUUGAAGUAGGGAAACAGCGUACAGGGAGAUCCAUUAGUAUCUUAGAUAUCUAUGGAUUUGAGUCUUUUGAGAAGAAUAGCUUUGAACAGUUUUGUAUAAACUAUGCAAAUGAGAGGUUGCAGCAACAUUUCAAUCGUCAUCUCUUAAAACUAGAACAGGAGGAGUAUUCACACGAUGGUAUUGAUUGGACACAAGUUGAUUUUGAAGACAAUCAGGACUGUCUAAAUCUCUUUGAGAAGAAACCAUUGGGCUUGCUCUCUUUAUUGGAUGAAGAGUCAACUUUCCCCAAAGCUACUGAUUUGACCCUUGCCAAUAAGCUCAAGCAGCAUUUAAAUGCUAACCCUUGUUUUAAAGGGACAAGGGGUGGGGUUUUCAGUGUUCGUCAUUAUGCUGGAGAGGUUCUGUAUGAUACAAGUGGCUUCUUGGAGAAAAAUAGAGAUCCCCUGCACUCUGAUUCCAUUCAACUUCUUUCAUCAUGUAGUUGCAAACUACCUCAGUUGUUUGCUUCCAAAAUGCUUAAUCAAUCUCAGAAGCCAGUAAAUCCUGCAUGGCGGUUAGGUGCUUCUGAUUCCCAAAAGCAAAGUGUUGGGACAAAGUUUAAGGGUCAACUGUUCAAACUUCUGCAGCGGUUGGAAAACACCACACCUCACUUCAUUCGUUGCAUAAAACCAAACAGUAAGCAACUUCCUGGUCUAUAUGAACAAGAUCUUAUCUUACAGCAGCUCAGAUGCUGUGGAGUCCUGGAGGUUGUCAGGAUAUCAAGAUCUGGUUACCCAACACGAAUGACACAUCAACAGUUUGCAACAAGAUAUGGGUUUCUUCUUUCAGAGAAUAGUGCAUCCCAGGAUCCAUUAAGUAUAUCGGUUUCCAUUCUUCAGCAAUUUAAUGUCCUUCCGGAAAUGUAUCAAGUUGGUUAUACAAAAUUGUUCUUCAGAACAGGGCAGAUUGGUGCAUUGGAAGAUAAAAGAAAACAAUCAAUGGAUGCAAUUCUUGGUAUCCAAAAAUGUUUUCGUGGUCACUUAGCGCGCUGUUGUUUCCAUGAUCUCAAGAGAGGAAUAACCACAAUGCAAUCAUUUGUCAGGGGUGAAAAUGCAAGAAGGUGUUAUCAGAUUUUAACAAAGAAGCAGAUGGCUGUUGCUCUCAUACAGAAGCAUAUGAAAGAGCAAAUUGCUCGGAGAACAAUUAAUGAUCAGCAGAAUGCAGUCAUAUGUUUGCAAUCUGCAAUCCGUGGUUGGUUGGCUAGACGAUGUUUUAAUGGCAUGCAGAAUACAAAAAGAUCAAACCUAAACAAUAUAAGUGUUGAGAGGAAGCCAGACUGGAAGAUUUCAGAAAUGAAGGUACUGGACCAAGAUCAAGUUCAGGCUCAAUCUUCAGUUUUGGCAGAACUCCAAAGGCGGGUUUUGAAGGCUGAAGCAACAAUAGGACAAAAAGAAGAGGAAAACGCUGCAUUGCGGCAGGAACUUAAGCAAUUUGAGGUGAGGUGGUCAGAUUAUGAGGCAAAGAUGAAAUCCCUGGAGGAGACAUGGCAAAAACAGAUGACAUCUUUGCAGAUUAGUCUAGCUGCAGCCAAGAAGGGUCUUGCAGCUGAUGACAUUGCAGGCCAACCUGGAAGGGCUGAUGCUUCAGCAUUGCGUCACUAUUAUGAUACUGAGGAUACUACAUCUAUGGGGGCCUUGAUUCCUGGUGGCAGCAUCCCUGCCAAGUUGCCUAACCACACGUCUGACUUUGCACCUGGACAAGGGUCUAAUGGUUUGCUCAAUGCAGUGAGCCACCUGGUAAAGGAGUUUGAACAAAGGAAGCAGGUAUUUGAAGAAGACACAGGGUUCCUUGUAGAAGUAAAGUCAGGGCAGUCUGCUUCCAGUCUGAACACUGAUGAUGAGCUCCGGAAGCUCAAGCUGAGGUUUAAGGCAUGGAAGAAAGAGUUCAAGAUUAGGUUACAGGAGACGAAGGCAACACUUCACAAGCAUGGGAACUCGGAAAUGGAGAAGAGCCGUAAGAAAUGGUGGGGGAAGGGCAUGAAGUUCAUGUAGAAUAUUGUAUUUCAUCAAGGUUAUUUGUCAUCUUUACUGGCUCAGUUUUAGGCUGUGCAAUCUGCACUGGCCAGGGUAAGAAGUCUAGAGUCAGGUUUCUUGCAGAGUUGCAAGGCAUGGACAGAAACAAAGACCUUUGAGCAGCAUUGAGCGGUAAUUAACUAAAAUGAUGCACAAAUGUGCUGUUACCAUUUUCUCGUGCAGUUCUCAUCUUCCUGCAAGCAUUUGUGAUGUAAACAGAUGGGUUUGAGAGAUUAUGGGGAGGGGGCAUUCGGUUGUAUAUUUACCAUUUUUGUUACUUUGUUGUGGAGGGAUCGAAAGUGUUUGUUUAUAGUCCAAAGGGUUUUUAGGACUUCUUUUUGUAUAUUAUGUUUCAGUUUAUGUAAUCUCCGAUAGAUCGUAUUUGUAACCUGAUAGUAUCAAAGGGAGAUGAUGUCUUCUAUACCAUCCUGCUUUGUAGGAAGUAUUACAUGAUCCAUUAUGAAUCACAGGAAUCAACUUUA